AUGCGUCCCGAAGUCGAGCAGGAGCUCGCCCACACGCUCCUUGUUGAGCUGCUGGCAUAUCAAUUUGCGUCACCAGUGCGGUGGAUCGAGACUCAAGAUGUUAUUCUUGAGAAGAAUCGAACAGAGCGGAUUGUUGAAAUUGGCCCAGCAGAUACACUUGGGGGAAUGGCAAAGAGGACGUUGGCGUCCAAAUAUGAAGCCUACGACGCAGCUACUUCGGUGCAAAGACAAGUUUUGGCCUACAACAAAGAUUUAAAAGAGAUCUACUAUGAUGUUGACCCCGUCGAAGAGGAACCUGCUGCCGCCCCCUCGUCGUCCUCCGCUGCUCUAGCACCCUCUACUCCAGCGCCAGCAGCUGCAGUUCCGGCCGCGGCUGCUCCUCAGCCUGCAGCUAGCGCUGGUCCUGCUGCAGCUGUUCCCGAUGCGCCAGUCGGCGCUGUCGAUAUUGUGCGAGCUUUGAUUGCUCAGAAACUCAAGAAAUCUUUGACAGACAUCCCGCUGAGCAAAGCCAUCAAAGAUCUCGUUGGCGGGAAGUCGACACUGCAAAAUGAGAUUCUUGGUGACUUGGGCAAAGAAUUUGGCUCCACCCCUGAGAAGCCGGAAGAUACUCCUCUCGAUGAACUGGGUGCUUCAAUGCAGUCUACGUUCAAUGGCCAACUAGGCAAGCAAUCACAAUCGCUAAUUGCCCGUUUGGUUUCUUCCAAAAUGCCCGGUGGUUUCAACAUCACAGCUGUUAGAAAACACCUGGAGAACACUUUUGGUCUUGGUCCUGGUAGGCAGGAUGGUGUUCUUCUGCUCGCUCUCACCAUGGAACCACCGUCUCGUCUUGGCUCCGAGACUGACGCAAAAACUUAUCUUGCUGAUGUCGCUCAGAAAUAUGCCUCAACAGCAGGAGUCAGCCUGUCAUCUGCAUCAGCUGGCGGUGCCGCUGCUGGUGCAGCAGGUGCAGGCAUGAUGAUGGAUCCUGCCGCCCUCGACGCGCUCACGAAGGACCAGAGGACUCUUUUCAAGCAGCAACUCGAAUUGUAUGCUCGCUAUCUCAAGAUGGAUCUUCGUUCUGGAGACAAGGCAUUCAUUGUCUCUCAGGACACCAACAAGGCUCUCCAGGCUCAGCUCGAUUUGUGGAACACGGAACACGGAGAAGUCUAUGCCUCCGGUAUCGAGCCUUCCUUCAGCUCUUUGAAGGCCAGAAUCUAUGAUUCUUCGUGGAAUUGGGCUCGCCAGGAUGCUUUGAGCAUGUACUACGACAUUAUCUUUGGCCGCCUGAAGGUCGUUGACCGAGAAAUCGUCAGUCAGUGCAUUCGUAUCAUGAACCGAUCGAACCCCACUUUGAUCGAGUACAUGCAAUACCAUAUCGACAACUGUCCUACUGAACGAGGCGAAACCUACCAGUUGGCUAAAGAGCUAGGGGAACAACUCAUUGAGAAUUGCAAAGACGUCCUCAACGAAGCACCCGUCUACAAAGAUGUGUCUCUUCCCACAGGUCCGCAAACAACCAUCGACGCCCGCGGCAACCUUGAUUACAAAGAAGUGCCGCGGCAGAGUGCCCGCAAACUUGAGCACUACGUUCGUGAGAUGGCAGAUGGUGGAAAAAUCACCGAAUACAGCAACCGCACGAAGGUGCAGAAUGACCUUCGUCAAGUGUACAAGCUGAUUCGGAAACAACACAAGCUUUCAAAGACGGCUCAAUUGCAAUUCAACACUCUGUACAAGGAUGUGAUCCGCGCUCUAGCUAUGAACGAGUCUCAAAUCAUGCCGCAAGAAAAUGGCGAUGUGAAGAAACCCGGCCGAAAUGGCUCUUUCAGUCGAGCAACAGUGAACGGGACUAUCAAGCAAGGCAAGACCGAGACAAUUCCCUUCCUCCACCUCAAAAAGAAGGACCCGCAUGGCUGGGAAUACAGCAAGAAGCUCACCGGGGUCUAUCUUGAAUGCCUGGAGAACGCUGCUCGAUCUGGCCUCAGUUUUCAAGGCAAGAUGGCUCUCAUGACUGGCGCGGGCGCGGGUUCAAUCGGUGCUGAGGUCUUGCAAGGACUCAUCAGUGGCGGUGCCAAAGUUGUGGUCACCACUAGCCGCUAUUCCCGAGGAGUCACCGAGUACUAUCAAUCCAUGUAUGCUCGCUAUGGCGGCCGAGGAUCUCAGCUCGUGGUUGUUCCAUUUAACCAGGGCAGCAAGCAGGAUGUCGAGGCCCUCAUCGACUAUAUUUACGACACCAAAAAGGGCCUCGGUUGGGAUCUGGAUUACAUUAUCCCUUUUGCCGCCAUCCCUGAGAAUGGCCGCGAAAUUGAUAGCAUUGAUUCCAAGUCGGAGCUUGCGCACCGCAUCAUGCUGACCAACCUCAUCCGCCUUCUGGGCUCUGUCAAAGCCAAGAAGUUUGAAAAUGGAUAUAACACUCGACCCGCACAAGUAAUGCUGCCUCUGUCACCCAACCACGGCACCUUCGGGAAUGAUGGCCUCUACUCUGAAUCUAAGCUGGCUUUAGAGACUCUAUUCAAUCGUUGGCAUUCCGAGAGCUGGGGCGACUACCUCACAAUUUGUGGUGCAGUCAUUGGCUGGACUCGUGGAACUGGCCUGAUGAGCGGCAACAACAUCGUCGCCGAUGGAGUCGAGAAAUAUGGAGUUCGGACUUUCUCCCAGCAAGAGAUGGCUUUCAAUUUGCUCGGCCUCAUGUCUCCGGCGAUUGUUGACUUGUGCCAGACUGAACCGGUCUUUGCUGAUCUUAACGGUGGCUUGCAAUUCUUGCCAGACCUGAAAGACCUCAUGACUAAGCUGCGUGCUGAGAUCAUGGAGACAAGCGCUAUUCGACAAGCCGUCACCAAAGAGACGGCACUGGAGAAUAAAGUCGUCAACGGUGAAGACAGUGAAGCUCUCUACAAGAAGGUCACUAUCGAACCGAGGGCAAAUAUCAAGGUCCCAUUCCCUGAGCUUCCCAAGUGGGAGGCGGAUAUUCAGCCACUCAACUCGAAACUCAAGGGCAUGGUCGAUCUCGACAAGGUCGUGGUGGUUACCGGUUUCGCUGAAAUUGGUCCAUGGGGUAAUUCCCACACCCGUUGGGAGAUGGAGGCGUAUGGUGAGUUCUCGCUGGAAGGCUGCGUUGAGAUGGCAUGGAUUAUGGGGCUCAUCAAGAAUCACAACGGGCCUCUCAAGGGCAAGUCGUACUCCGGCUGGGUUGACGGAAAGACCAACGAGCCUGUCGACGACAAGGAUGUCAAAGCAAAAUACGAGAAGCACAUCCUUGAGCAUUCCGGUAUCCGGUUGAUUGAACCAGAGUUGUUCAAUGGAUACGAUCCCGCGAAGAAGCAGCUCCUACAGGAGGUACAAAUCGAGGAGGACCUAGACCAAUUUGAAGCCUCCAAAGAGAAUGCCGAAGAGUUCAAGCGACAACACGGCGAUAAGGUUGAGAUAUUUGAGCUGGAAUCAGGAGAGUACAGUGUUCGCCUAAAGAAGGGGGCUACCCUGCUCGUUCCCAAGGCUCUCAGAUUUGACCGUCUUGUUGCCGGUCAAAUCCCUACUGGCUGGAACGCGAAGACAUACGGCAUUCCGGACGACAUCAUUUCGCAGGUCGACCAGGUCACACUCUUCGUUCUUGUGUGCACAGUUGAGGCUCUCCUUUCGGCUGGCAUCACUGAUCCAUACGAAUUCUACAAGUAUGUCCACCUUUCAGAAGUGGGUAACUGUGUCGGUUCUGGUAUUGGUGGCACCACCGCUCUUCGUGGCAUGUACAAGGAUCGAUUCAUGGAUAAGCCUGUUCAGAAGGAUAUUUUGCAAGAGUCGUUCAUCAACACCAUGUCUGCGUGGGUCAACAUGUUGCUCCUGUCUUCGACGGGUCCGAUCAAGACACCUGUCGGCGCUUGCGCUACCGCAGUCGAGUCUAUCGAUAUUGGUUAUGAGACUAUUGUUGAGGGGAAGGCACGAGUUUGUCUGGUCGGGGGGUUCGAUGACUUCCAAGAGGAAGGCUCAUAUGAAUUUGCCAACAUGAAAGCCACCAGCAAUGCGGAUGAUGAGUUUGCCCACGGCCGUACCCCUGGGGAGAUGUCUCGCCCCACAACCACAACUCGAAACGGUUUCAUGGAGUCCCAAGGCUGCGGUAUGCAAGUCAUCAUGUCUGCCCGACUGGCUCUCGACAUGGGAACUCCCAUAUACGGCAUCAUCGGCCUGACCACCACCGCCACCGACAAGAUCGGCCGUUCCGUGCCAGCUCCUGGGCAGGGUGUGUUGACUACAGCCCGUGAAAAUCCUGGCAAAUACCCUUCGCCUAUGCUCGAUAUCAACUACCGACGGAGGCAACUUGACCUUCGAAGACGGGCCAUCAAAAACUGGCACGAAUCUGAGCUCUUGUACCUUCACGAGGAGGUUGCUGCUAUGAAGGCUCAGGCUGGCUUUGGCUUCAACGAAACCGAGUACAUGGAAGAGCGUGCUGCCCACAUCGAGCGUGAAGCCAUCCGACAAGAAAAGGAGGCCCAGUUCAGCCUGGGCAACAACUUCUGGAAACAAGAUUCUACUAUUGCUCCCCUGCGUGGUGCUUUGGCCACCUGGGGUCUGACGAUCGAUGAUCUCGAUGUUGCAUCUUUCCACGGUACCUCGACGGUGGCCAAUGACAAGAACGAGUCCGAGGUCAUUUGUCAACAAAUGAAGCAUUUGGGCCGCAAGAAGGGCAAUGCCCUGCUCGGCAUUUUCCAGAAGUACUUGACCGGUCAUCCCAAGGGUGCUGCUGGAGCUUGGAUGUUCAAUGGCUGCUUGCAAGUCCUGAACAGCGGUCUUGUUCCGGGCAACCGAAAUGCUGACAACGUGGAUCAAGUCAUGGAGAAGUUUGACUACAUUGUCUAUCCAAACCGGACGUUGCAGACUGACGGCAUCAAAGCCUUCUCCGUCACCUCAUUCGGUUUCGGUCAAAAGGGUGCCCAGGCGAUCGGCAUCCACCCGAAAUAUCUCUUUGCCACUUUAGAAGAAGCCGAAUUUGCGAGAUAUAAGGCGAAGGUUGAGGCCCGACAGAAGAAGGCUUAUAGAUACUUCCACAACGGCAUGAUCAACAACACCCUGUUUGUGGCAAAGUCCAAGGCACCUUAUCCAGAUGAGAUGAUGCAGCAGGUGUUCCUGAACCCCGAACAGCGGGUUACUGCAGACAAGAAAUCUGGCGAGCUUGUCUUCCCCGCUGCGCCCCCCAAGUCGUCUUCAAGCCCCAAAGUUUUGGAGACGAAGGUUCUACUUGAGUCUCUGGCCAAGGCAAGCGCGACUGAAGGCUCCAAGGUGGGCGUGGAUGUUGAAGACAUCCGAGCCAUCAAUAUUGACAACGAGACCUUUGUCGAGAGAAACUUCACCGAAAAGGAGCGAGCUUACUGCGACAAGGCCCCCUCUCCUCAGGCUUCAUACGCCGGACGAUGGAGUGCCAAAGAAGCUGUGUUCAAGUCGUUGGGGGUUUGCAGUAAAGGGGCUGGAGCUCCACUUCACGACAUUGAGAUUCUGAACGACGAGAACGGAGCACCCCAAGUUGCCCUUCAUGGAGCUGCCCUCGAGGCCGCAAAGUCGGUUGGCGUGAAGAACGUCAAUGUGAGCAUCAGCCAUAGCGACAGCCAGGCCAUCGCCGUUGCUGUGUCCGCCUUUUAA
Messenger RNA from Capronia epimyces CBS 606.96, 5601 nucleotides. RefSeq names its product fatty acid synthase subunit alpha. Gene Ontology annotation, cellular component: fatty acid synthase complex. The transcript has a single exon. The record is from RefSeq and is a predicted model, not a curated record. The coding region runs from base 1 to 5601 and encodes 1866 amino acids. Lineage: Eukaryota; Fungi; Ascomycota; Eurotiomycetes; Chaetothyriales; Herpotrichiellaceae. Gene Ontology annotation, biological process: long-chain fatty acid biosynthetic process. Gene Ontology annotation, molecular function: magnesium ion binding; fatty acid synthase activity; 3-oxoacyl-[acyl-carrier-protein] synthase activity.